GUAAAAGUGACUGAGAGAAGAAACAAACUGCCGGAAGUGCAGAAAGAGAAGGGGGAAAACUUUUCAAGAACUACAAUGUAACUUACUCUAUCGGAAUAUUUGACGCAAACAUAUACUCUUCUAGAAGAAGAGAUAACGUCAACGUUAAACCUGAAAAAACGUUUAAUGUAGGGAAAAUUUUAAGAAACGUUUUGUUUUGGGUGAGCCUUGGGACGUAUUUUUUUUUCUUUUUGCUUAACUUUCCCAUAUGUACAAUGGGGCUGCCUACACUGGAAUUCAGUGAUUCCUUCUUGGAUAGUCCGGACUUUCGGGAACGUCUGAAAUGUCAUGAAAUUGAACUCGAAAGGACGAACAAAUUCAUUAAAGAGCUCAUUAAAGAUGGGAAUAUGCUAAUUUCUGCGCUGAAAAAUCUCUCUGUAGCUGUACAGAAGUUUUCUCAGUCACUUCAAGAUUUCCAGUUUGAAUGUAUAGGCGAUGCUGAAACAGAUGACGAGAUUAAUAUUGCUCAGUCUUUCAAAGAAUUUUCUCAGCUUUUAAAUACAGUAGAAGAAGAAAGAAGGAGACUGGUCCAGAAUGCAGACGAUGUUCUGAUCACUCCACUGGAGAAGUUCCGUAAGGAGCAAAUUGGGGCAGCAAAAGAAGGAAAAAAGAAAUUUGACAAAGAAAGUGAGAAAUACUAUUCAGUGUUGGAGAAGCACAUGAAUUUAUCAUCUAAAAAGAAAGAAUCUUUUUUACAAGAGGCUGAUUCCCAGAUUCAUAAAGAACGCCAGUUUUUUUACGAUGCCUCUCUUGAAUACGUCUUCAAAAUCCAAGAAGUUCAAGAAAAAAAGAAAUUUGAAUUUGUAGAACCACUGCUGGCCUUCCUCCAAGGCCUGUUUACAUUCUACCAUGAGGGCUACGAGCUGGCACAGGAGUUUGAGCCCUACAAGCAACAGCUGCAGUUCAAUUUACAGAAUACAAGGAACAAUUUUGAGAGCACCAGGCAGGAAGUGGAGAAAUUGAUGAAGAGGAUAAAAUCUGCUGACCAAGACUAUAACCCACCAGGCCAGUGGACAAUGGAGGGAUACCUUUGUGUUCAAGAAAAGCGACCCCUGGGAUUCACGUGGAUCAGACAUUACUGUACAUAUGAGAAAGGGAGCAAAACCUUCACGAUGAGCAACACCGAUAUCAAAUCGGGUGGGAAAAUGAAUGGCCUGGUCGCAAGUCCCCCUGAAAUGUUCAAAUUGAAGUCCUGCAUCAGGAGGAAGACAGAUUCCAUUGACAAGCGUUUCUGUUUUGACAUAGAAGUAGUAGAGAGAAAUACCCAAUAUCAUGGAAAUCUUUUCAGACCUCUUCAAAUUUUCUGUAAAUCCCGGCACGGCAUCAUUACCCUGCAGGCUCUGUCCGAAUCCAACCGGAGGCUCUGGCUGGAGGCCAUGGACGGAAAAGAGCCGAUAUACACUCUUCCAGCUAUUCUGAGCAAGAAAGAAGAGAUGUUCCUCAAUGAAGCAGGCUUUAAUUUUGUGAAAAAGUGUAUACACCUGGUGGAGAUAAGGGGAAUUAACACAAUGGGACUGUACAGAAUAGGAGGAGUGAACUCUAAGGUCCAGAAGCUGAUGAAUGCAGUGUUUGGAAACAAAGCUCCAUCAGACAUGGAUUUGGAUCCAGACAUGUGGGACAACAAAACAGUCACCAGUGGGCUGAAGAAUUACCUCAGAUGCCUUUCAGAGCCACUGAUGACUUACAAGUUUCACAAAGAUUUCAUCAUGGCUGUCAAGUCUGAUGAUCAGAAUUACCGGGUUCGUGCUGUCCAUGGCCUCGUUCACAAGCUGCCAGAGAGAAACAAGGAGAUGCUUGAGAUUCUAAUAAAGCACCUGGUCAGGGUGUCAACUCACAGCCAACAAAACCUGAUGACAAUAUCCAACCUUGGGGUGAUUUUUGGCCCAACCCUCAUGAGAUCGCAGGAGGAGACAGUAGCAGCCAUGAUGAACAUCAAGUUCCAGAACAUCGUAGUAGAAAUUCUAAUUGAGAAUUACGAGAAGAUAUUCCACGAGGCCCCAGACCCCAACGUGCCCCUUCCUCAGCCGCAGUCCCGGUCAAGCUCCCGCAGAAGUCGAGCCAUUUGUCUUUCCACUGGGUCCCGGAGACCGAAAGGCCUCUACACACCUACCCUGUGCCUGGCAGAUGCGGACAGCGACACGUUCAGCAGCAGUCCCGGCAGCACCCCCAUGGGCAGCAUCGAGUCUCUGUCCUCGCACUCCUCUGAGCAGAACAGCUCGUCGAAAACAAGCUCCUCUCAGCCCAAGGACAAGUCCGGCAGCAGUCUAUGCUGGACGCCUUCCCAGACGUCGUCCAAUGGGCCGAAGAGCUCGGCCUGCACGACCAGCCCCGACUCCAGCUCCAAGGAGGACACGGCCAAGACCGACGGGGAGUCUGACACACAGAGCCUAUCCUCCGUCACCACCACCACAGGGAACAGGUCUCCGCCUCUAGAGCUGCCGAAGAAAACCCCGUACGGAGUGGCAGAGCUGAAAUCGGCAGAGCUGAGCCGUUCUGCUGCCCCUUCACUGAGAUCUCUGCACCUUUCUGAAGGCCGAAGAAGCUACAGUGGAUCUGUGCAAAGCCUCACCUCCACAGAGCAUAAAGAUUCCCCCAAUAUUAUUCCAAAUCCAGAGCUCCCAGCCAAGCUGACAGUCAGACGCAGAUUGGAAACCUCAGCCAGUAACGGCUACCAGAGGCCAGGAUCCGUAGUGGCUGCCAAGGCUAUGCUGUUUGAAAAUGCUGUUGCCACACAGCCUGCUCCUGAAGGAAGGGAAGCAAAAGCCAUGUAUUCCUGUGAAGCAGAGCACAGCCAUGAGCUCAGUUUUCCCCAGGGGGCGGUCUUUUCAAACGUCUAUCCUUCAGUGGAACCUGGCUGGCUCCAAGCAACAUAUGAAGGCAAAACUGGUCUAAUUCCUGAAAAUUAUGUGGUCUUUCUCUGAUGAAAUUUGAGGGAAGAGCAGUCCGUGUUCAUGGUAUCCAUGGUAACAAUAUCAUGUACAGUGAUUUUUGUAAAGGCAGCUUUAAAUUUAUGUGGCUGAACCUGUCAAACAUGCAUUGAUGAUAUGCUGUUGCAACAAUAGAUUAUAUUAGUUUGGUAAUAUAUGCAUUCAGGUGGGCAUAAUACUUUCCAUAUUUGGAAACUAUCAUCAAUUUUCCUUCGGGAUCAAUAAAGUCUUAUCUAAUCUAAUCUAAUCUAAACUGGGUUGAGAAGUGUCAGUGCCAAGUUAACCCUAAAAUAACAUUAAAAUAUACCCUUUCUGGCAAAUAUAACAGCCUUUCAUGUUAGGUGAUAUUUUUGCAAAUGUGUUUUUUCCAUCGAUUAAAAUUGGAUACGUAAAUACCCUACAGCUGUUAUAAUGACUUCUCACUUAGCACUUCUGUGUUGGGCUGUUUCUGACUGUUACAUUUGAUCGUUACUUCUUCUCUGUCGUUUUCCAUUCUGUUCAGUGUUUAGCCAUGUGUACACCUGUUUUCAUUAACUUGUGGCCCCGGCCACUUUUAACUGAGAGAAAUGAAGUAGGCCUGCCUGAAGUGGUGAUUAAAAGCCUGUUGGAAACAAUUCGUGGCGACUUUAUAAAUUUGUCAGAAAGGGUGGUAGUGGAGCAAAGUAAUGCUUUAUUAGGCUUUGCGGUCCAAAUAGCUCAGGAGUAAAUCAAAUAUGCCACUAAAAAGGUCCAAUAACUCCUGAAUCAUUAACAGAUUGUGAAGCUUAUGACUUACCCACUCGGUCAGGGUGUUGGUGAAAGUGCACUUUGAAUUACUCUUGUGGUACACAGUUACAUUUUUUAGCCUCUUUGUCUCUCAACAUGCUGCACCAAAGCUGAGUGUAUGUGCCUUAGUAAGGAUACCUUAAGCAGAUUUAGUUUUGAAAUAAACAUUUCUAUUUCCAGUGCAUGGAAAAUAAUGUCAGUGCAUAGUCCCUCUUUACAACAUGUCCAUUAUUCAAUUUUUUAUGGUGCUUAAACAUAUGUAUAUUUCCUUCUAUUACCAUGUAUGUAUCAUUUUAAUCCCAAGAAUGGAAUUCAUCAAAUUUUAAAGAUUUGUGGAAGUAUCAAUCUUGUACCUAACUAAAUGAGUCUUCACUAUUUUUAGUUUGUGUGUGUUAAUUAUUCCUAGAAUAAGGUGAACAAGUACUGUGACAAACUUCCCAUCAAAUGA
Molecule: messenger RNA, 4179 nt
Organism: Lepisosteus oculatus (spotted gar)
Lineage: Eukaryota; Metazoa; Chordata; Actinopteri; Semionotiformes; Lepisosteidae
Gene: arhgap42a
Product: Rho GTPase activating protein 42a
Biological process (GO): signal transduction
Cellular component (GO): cytoplasm
Molecular function (GO): GTPase activator activity; protein binding
Source: RefSeq, a predicted model, not a curated record